AUGAAGUUCCUCUUACUUCUGAGCCUGGUGGCACUUUCCCAGUGUCUGACAACAAAAGUUCACCUAAGGAAAACAAAAUCCAUGAGGCAAAUCCUUAAAGAGAAUGGGCUGCUAGAUGAUUUUCUGAAGAAGCAUCCUUAUAAUCUUGGCACAAAAUAUUCCCCCCGGCUGCAAAAUACAUUUGUUAUUGAACCCAUGCAAAAUUAUCUGGAUCUCGAAUACAGCGGCACUAUUUCUAUUGGCACUCCACCACAGGAGUUCAUAGUCCUCUUUGACACUGGUUCUGCCAACUUGUGGGUCCCUUCUGUGUCCUGCUCCAGUCCAGCUUGUACUAACCAUCAUAAAUUCAAUCCACAACUGUCGUCCACUUUCAAAUCCACCAGCCAGAGCGUAGCCAUCACCUAUGGCACCGGAAGCAUGACUGGAGUCCUAGGCUAUGAUACUGUCCAGGUUGGAAGUAUUCGGGUCAGCAACCAAAUCUUUGGUCUGAGUCAGACCGAGCCUGGCAGCUUCCUUUAUUAUGUCCCCUUUGGUGGCAUCCUGGGUCUGGCUUACCCUAGGCUGGCUGCCUCUGGUGCCACUCCUGUUUUUGACAACAUGAUGAGUGAAGGUUUAGUAUCCCAGGAUCUCUUUUCCGUCUACCUGAGUCCUGAUGAGGAGAGCGGGAGCUUUGUAAUGUUUGGUGGCAUUGACUCCUCCUACUAUACUGGAAGUCUCAACUGGGUGCCCGUUACUGCUGAAUACUUUUGGCAGAUCACUGUGGACAGCAUCACCCUCAAUGGUAAAGUUAUCGCUUGUUCCGGUGGCUGUCAAGCUAUUGUUGACACUGGUACCUCCCUCUUGGUAGGUCCCCCCAAUGGCAUUGCUAGCAUUCAGAAUGCCAUUGGUGCUACCCAAGCUAAUCAGGUAAGCUUGAUAAUAAUGUGCAAUGCUAUCAAAGAAUUGGCUGACAUUGUCUUCACCAUCAAUGGCAUUGAAUACCCUGUGCCCGCCAGUGCCUACUUUCGCCAGUCCCAAGGUUAUUGCACGAGUGGCUUUGAGGAUAUGCCCUUCCAGUAUGAUCUUUGGAUCCUUGGUGAUAUCUUCAUUCGUCUAUACUAUUGUGUCUUUGAUCGAGCAAACAACCAGAUUGGCCUGGCUCCUGUGGCACAGUAA
Messenger RNA from Thamnophis elegans (Western terrestrial garter snake), 1155 nucleotides. RefSeq names its product pepsin A-like. Lineage: Eukaryota; Metazoa; Chordata; Lepidosauria; Squamata; Natricidae. Gene Ontology annotation, biological process: proteolysis. Bases 1 to 1155 code for a protein of 384 amino acids. The record is from RefSeq and is a predicted model, not a curated record. Gene Ontology annotation, molecular function: aspartic-type endopeptidase activity. The transcript has 9 exons.